CAGACCAGGCGCGGAGGACGCGGCGGCUGGCGGGGCGCAGGCUGUGCGCGGCGGAGCGGUCCGCGCGGCGUUCCUGGAAAUCGCCGCUGCCCGUCGCAGCCAUGCGCUCGCUGUGGAGAGAAAUCCUCCUGGAGACCCUGCUGGGAUAUAUUUCUUGGUCUCUCUGCCAUGGCCUGCCACCGAUGAUCUAUUACUUUCCUCUGCAAACACUAGAACUCACUGGGCUUGAAGGUUUUAGCAUAGCAUUUCUUUCUCCAAUAUUCCUAACAAUCCCUUCUUUCUGGAAAUGGGUUAACAAGAAGUGGACGCUGUCCCUGCUGCGGAUAAUUACUGUUGGCAGCAUAGCUUCCUUCCAGGCUCCAAAUGCCAGACUUCGGCUAGUGGUCCUUGCCCUUGGUACGUCUUCCUCGCUGACAGUGCACGCCGUGACAUGGUGGACAGGAAGUGGUCUGCAAAGGUACCUCAGAAUCUGGGGAUUUGUUUUAGGACAGAUUCUUCUUCUUGUUCUUCGCAUAUGGUACACUUCACUAAACCCAAUCUGGAGUUAUCAGAUGUCCAACAGAGUGAUACUGACAUUAAGUACCAUAGCCACACUUGAUCGCAUUUACACAGAUGGUGACUGCAGUAAACCUGAGGGAAAAAGGCCUGGUGAGGCAGCCAGGGAGUCGGCUUCUCGCUCCAGCUGGUUGCUGGCAGGGGCUGCCUUUGGCAGUCUUCUCUUCCUCACUCAUUGGGUUUUUGGAGAGGUCUCUCUUGUUUCCCGAUGGGCAGUGAGUGGACAUCCUCAUCCAGGGCCUGAUCCUAACCCAUUUGGAGGUGCAGUUUUGCUGGGCUUGGCAAGCGGAUUGAUGCUUUCAACUUGUUCCUGGUUUCCUGGAACCAGUUUAAUGUGGUGGGUUACAGGAGCAGCUUCGGCUGCAGGUCUCCUUUACCUGCCCACCUGGGCAGCCGCUCUUUCUGGCUGUGUACUUGCCCUCUUCACAGCAUCCAUGUGGCCUCAAGUGCUUGCACAGCUUAUUAGUUCAGAGUCAAGCCCGGGGAAAACCAUGACCACUGCCAUGAUAUUUUACCUUCUAGAAAUAUUUUUCUGUGCAUGGUGCACGGCUUUUAAAUUUGUCCCAGGAGGCGUCUAUGCCAGAGAAAGAUCGGAUGUGCUUUUGGGGACAGUGAUGCUGAUUAUUGGGCUGAAUAUGCUCUUUGGUCCUAAGAAAAGCCUUGACUUUCUUCUUCAAACAAAGAACAGUCCCAAAGUGCUUUGCAGAAAGAGUGAGAAAUGCAUGAAACUUUUUUUGUGGCUGCUUGUUGGUGUUGGGUUAUUGGGAUUAGGACUACGACAUAAAAGCUAUGAGAAGAAAUUGGGCCAAGGGGCACCAACCACAGAGGUCUCUGUUGCCAUCUGGCCUUUCAGGUUUGGCUAUGAUAAUGAAGGAUGGUCUAGUCUAGAGAGAUCAGCUCAACUGCUCAAUCAAACAGGUGCAGAUUUCUUAACAAUUUUGGAGAGCGACGCUUCUAAGCCCUUUAUUGGGAACAAUGACUUAACCAUGUGGCUAGGGGAGAAGUUGGGUUUUUAUACUGACUUUGGUCCAAGCACAAGGGAUCACACUUGGGGGAUUAUGGUUUUGUCAAGAUACCCAAUUGUGAAAUCAAAGCAUCACCUUCUUCCGUCACCAGAGGGCGAGAUCGCACCGGCCAUAACACUGACUGUUAGCAUCUCGGACAAGCUGCUGGAUUUUGUUGUGACACACUUUGGGAAUCAUGAAGAUGACCUCGACAGGAAACUUCAGGCUAUUGCUGUUUCAAAACUACUGAAAAGUAGUUCUAAUCAAGUGAUAUUCCUGGGAUAUAUCACUUCAGCACCUGGCUCCAGAGAUUAUGUACAGCUCAUUGAACAUGGCGAUGUGAAGGAUAUUGACAGCACAGAUCAAGACAGAUGGUGUGAAUACAUUAUGUAUCGAGGGCUGAUAAGAUUGGGUUAUGCAAGAAUCUCCCACGCUGGACUGAGUGACUCUGAAAUUCAGAUGGCCAAAUUUAGGAUUCCUGAUGACCCCACUGAUUAUAGAGAUAAUCAGAAAGUGAUCACUGACCACCGGGAAGUUCCUGAGAAAAUUCAUUUCAAUCCCAGAUUUGGAUCCUACAAAGAAGGACACAAUUAUGAGAACACUCAUCAUUUUCAUAUGAGCACUCCCAAAUACUUCUUAUGAACUAUUUAAAACAAGAAUUCAUUGGCUGAGCAAGUCUAAGGAGAACGAAAGUAUAUAAUAUAAAAAGAGAUGAAUGAAAAUGGGAAACUACAUAUGAAGAACCUUAAUUUUGAGCAAACUAUGCCAUGCUAAAUCCUAUCAGUUUAUAAAACAAAUUG
Manis javanica (Malayan pangolin) is the source of this 2359-nucleotide messenger RNA. It is a transcript of the gene CWH43, whose product is annotated as cell wall biogenesis 43 C-terminal homolog. Gene Ontology annotation, cellular component: endoplasmic reticulum. Lineage: Eukaryota; Metazoa; Chordata; Mammalia; Pholidota; Manidae. Gene Ontology annotation, biological process: GPI anchor biosynthetic process. The record is from RefSeq and is a predicted model, not a curated record.